Messenger RNA from Anoplopoma fimbria (sablefish), 2394 nucleotides. Its product is annotated as solute carrier family 22 member 13-like. Bases 28 to 1653 code for a protein of 541 amino acids. Lineage: Eukaryota; Metazoa; Chordata; Actinopteri; Perciformes; Anoplopomatidae. Gene Ontology annotation, biological process: transmembrane transport. The transcript has 10 exons. The record is from RefSeq and is a predicted model, not a curated record. Gene Ontology annotation, molecular function: transmembrane transporter activity. Gene Ontology annotation, cellular component: membrane.
GUCUCACACAUCGUCUGCUGUGUGAAAAUGGUGGAUUUUGGAGAGAUUCUGAGAGCUAUCGGUGACUUUGGCUUCUUCCAGAAGCUAAUAAUUCUUGUGCUAGCCUUCCCAAAUGUAUUAUUGCCCAUCUUCUUCUGCAGUUUUCUUUUUAUCCAGUCUGAUCCAGAGCGACACUGUAACACAGACUGGAUCCUUCAGGCGGACUCUAACCUGACCACCGAUGACCAGCUGAACCUGACUCUGCCCCGGGAGGAUGAUGGGACCUUCAGCAGGUGUCAGAUGUUUGUCCCUGUGGACUGGGACAUCGGUGCCAUCAGGGAGUACGGACUCAAUGAGACCACAGGGUGCAAGAAUGGAUGGGUGUACAACGACACGAUGUAUGAGGCCACCAUAGUCACUGAUUUUGAUCUCGUCUGUGACAACUCUAACAUGGCUGAAGUUACGCAGACAGUCUUCAUGGCUGGUUUACUUGCUGGUUCAUUCAUCUUUGGCCCAACAGCUGAAUCGUUUGGCCGCAGGAGAACCACCCAGAUACCAGUCGUUCUCUUGCUAAUAUUCGUCACAGUUGCUGGCGUGUCUCCAAAUGUCUACGUUUACAUAUUCUCACAGUUCAUAGUUGGAGCUGCAGUUGGAGGAUAUAGAAUUAACUCCACAGUAUUAGCUACAGAGUGGAUUGGAGUCACCAAACGGUCCUUUGCCUCCUGUAUGAGCCAGAUGUUUUCAGCUCUUGGACAGUGUGCCAUGGCUGGUCUGGUCUAUGCUAUCCGUGACUGGAGAAAAGUGCAGUAUGUCAUGGCAGGAUGGCAGGCCUUUAUAUUCUUUUACAUAUGGUGGAUUCCGGAAUCUGCAAGGUGGUUACUUGGACAGGGAAGAACCGAAGAAGCAAAUAAUUUGAUCCGCAGAGUUGCAGCAAUCAAUAAAAAGAAAAUCCCAGAAAAUCUGCUGGACAAGGUAACAGGGGAAAGAGAAGUCCAAAGUGGAGGAAUCAAAGCAAUGUUUACCUCAAAAGUCCUGAUGAAAUAUUUAUUUAUUAUAUCCUUUGCUUGGUUUUCAUUAAAUCUAGGCUACUUCUGCCUCGUUCUGAACGUGGGUAAGCUUGGUCUGAACAUCUUCCUGGUUCAGUUCCUGUUUGGGAUCACUGAGGCGCCAGCACAUUUCCUCUGUGUCUGGGUUCUGGAGUUGAUCGGGAGAAAAAAAUCCCUGAUAUCAACCCUCCUGACAGGCAGUAUUUUUUGCCUCUUAACCCUGGCUUUCCCUCGAGACAGCGCUGUUGUUAUCACAGCUCUUGUAACCGCUGGAAAGUUCUUCUUGAACUGGGGCGGAUCCAUAUGCAUGGUCUACAUUCAAGAGUUGUUUCCCACCUCUGUCAGGCAAACAGCUGUCGGCUUUGGCUCCAUAGCCUUUAGAGGAGCAGGCUUGCUGUCUCCAUUGCUCAACAUAUUGGUCGUGUUCCACUGGUCAAUUCCCAUCAUAGUCUUCAGCAGCCUGACACUGAUCAGUGGAGCUCUUGUCUUCCUGCUUCCUGAGACGAGGAGAAAAGAGCUUCCUGAUUCAACCAAUGAGGCAAAGGGCGACAGGAAUAUGACCAACAAGAACACAGGGAGUGGUUCCAACAUGGUGGAACACAACAGCAGAAAAUCCACCAAGCUCUAGUUGGAAUACCUUAUUUUUACAGAUGUUUUUAUUGUGUAUAGCACAAGCUAUAUAUUGAGUUUUAUUUGGACCCGAUUUUGCCUUCAAUGUUGCUGAGUCACCCAGUGUGUUUGUUCAUGUACCCGUGUGACUCAAUCACGUGUCUUUAUUGCUGUCAUUUCUGUCUGUUACUGUUUUACUGUUCUAGUAACAACCGUUAACGGCUGUUAAGAAAUAGCUUAGCAAGAAGAAGUGAGGAACCAAGAUCAUGCACAGCAGCAAAAGCAAAAAAAUAGUUUUAGGAAUAAUCUAGAUUGCAUAAACUGAUCUGAAAAGGGGGUGGGAGUCCACGAGAGGAUGUUGCACUAGAAGUUACAAAUUCACAUGUGAGCCACCAAGGCGGUUGAGUUUCACAUUCAGCAGACAUGUACCGGACUAUACCGGUAUGCAAUGUACUGUAUGUUUUCCAGUAGAGUAUCUGUGUGUUAAGCUACAGCUACAUCACAUCUGACAUCUCGGUACUUACAAAAACGGUACUCAAACCUUUUUAUUUUUACACAAUACAAUACAAUAAAAUUAAUAAAAUAAAAAGCAAAAUCGACUUUGACCCUUUGACACAGGUUGUAAAAAUGUGAGAACUUCAACUGAGAUGUAAUUUUGUCCUCACAGACUGUUUCAUCUGAAUGUUUUUAAAGUCCUAAAGGUAACUAUUAUAUUUCACAUGUAGACGACCAAAAGAAGUCCAAAGAAAUAAAUAAAAUA